ACAUCGGUCUGAGAAAUUUAAUAAUUUUUUUUUCUGGAUAUUGACUUUGAAUUCAAGAAGCAAAGGAAGGGAAUGAGUCUUAACCUUCUCAUUAAAAUUUAAUAUAAUAAAAUAUGAAAAGCAAUUGCAACUGUAUUUUGUGAGAAUGAAAUUGUUGAUGACAUGUAAAAUCAAAAUAACUAUUUUUUAAAAUUUAUAUCCAAUUUUUUUUUUUUAGCAUCUGAAUAUUAUUUUGAAUCCUGUGCGUGUAAUCACCUUCUUCAAAGGCUUCAUUAACAAGAAAACAAGUAAGGGCGCCAUUGCCUCUCUUCUCCUUAGUUGCUUAUGCGCCGGUCUGCAUAAUAAAGAACUUGGUAUGCUGAUCAUCAUGACAGACGCGGGUUUCCUUGUUAAAAACCAUGCAUGGACCUCUCCUUAAUGGUAGCCACACUGAAUGAGAGUGUGAUCAAUCUUAAAUUCUAAAGAUAUGAUCACUAGUGUGUGUGUGUGUGUAAAUACAAACAAUCAAUAUACUUAAAUUCUAAAGAUAUGAUCACUAGUGUGUGUGUGUGUGUGUGUGUAAAUACAAACAAUCAAUAUACUUAAAUUUCUUUAUGCAGAAAUUAAUUAAAUAUUCCACCGAAUCCUUUUGUUUUAUAUCAGUCUUUCAACAUCAUAUAAACCUGUGAAAAAAAGGUAAGAUUUUACAUAAGAAAGAAAAGGCAAUUGUUAUAAGAAGAAGCUCUCUCUCUCUCUCUAUAUAUAUAUAUAUAUAUAUGGAAAUUUUAGCUUAAAUCGUUACUAAUAAUUUUACGUAGUUUUUUCAGUAAAAUUGUUAUUUCACGGGAGACUGUUGAUUAGCAAGGAGGAGCAUGGGUCUUCUUGGAGCAGUUUUUUCAAUUGUGAAUGCACUAGUUCUACCAAUACUAGGGCCUGCAACAAUGUUUCUUUAUCCAGCCUAUGCAUCAAUUCAAGCAAUUGAAAGGCCUUCACAUCGAGACAACAAGCAGUGGUUAUCAUAUUGGAUUCUAUAUUCAUUUAUAUCCCUCUUCGAGAUAACAUUUCUGGUAUUUCUUCAAUGGUUUCCAUUGUGGGGACUGAUCAAGCUUCUGGUUCAUUUGUGGUUAGUGCUACCUGUUUUCAAUGGGGCAACUUUUGUUUAUGAGAAUUACAUGCGGGACUACAGAAAGCUUAAUGGCUUAUUAAACGACUUGAGAAAAAUGAUCCCUGGUGAAGGAUUUUAAUGAAUUAUGCCUUAAUUCGAGGAGAAUAAUGAGCAUUGCCAACAUAUUUUAAAUAUACUUUUAAGUAAUGUUUUUUUUACUAAAAUCUGAUCCAAUUUC
Molecule: messenger RNA, 1322 nt
Organism: Populus trichocarpa (black cottonwood)
Lineage: Eukaryota; Viridiplantae; Streptophyta; Magnoliopsida; Malpighiales; Salicaceae
Product: HVA22-like protein e
Exons: 4
Coding region: 852-1223 (123 amino acids)
Source: RefSeq, a predicted model, not a curated record